Gilbertella persicaria is the source of this 801-nucleotide messenger RNA. RefSeq lists its product as uncharacterized. Bases 1 to 801 code for a protein of 266 amino acids. Lineage: Eukaryota; Fungi; Mucoromycota; Mucoromycetes; Mucorales; Choanephoraceae. The transcript has a single exon. The record is from RefSeq and is a predicted model, not a curated record.
AUGCAGCCAGGUGGAAACGCUGCUAUCCCCACAGUUCACUCAGUUGAGACUCGCCCUCACUAUGAUUGGUCUCCCUCCGAUGCUUUGAUGGAUCUCAUGGAAUUAGACACCCCUAUUCAUACUGCCAAGCCGAUGCCCGACUCUGAACGCAAGACUAUCAUUGAAUUCUACCCUCCCAUGGCUCAUCUCGAUUAUCGUGCUCCCGCUACCAUUCCCUCUGCGGAACGCUUGAUGAAUCGUGGACAAAAGUACGAGGACAAUGCCCUCAAGCAACUCCAGUACCUCUUGUCGGUCGUCUUCCGUCCUCUCGACAUCCUCACUAAAGAAAUGUUCACGGCUGAGCAAGGUAAUCCCAACUUGGAACGUUAUAGCAUCAUGUUGCGUGAUGUCCGUCGUCUCCUCCUUCAUGUUUGUUCCAUGAUGACACAACAACGUAAUAAUAUUGCUCUGCGUGCUCACGAUCCCUCGUAUCGUCUUAACGAUGCUUCUGAAGUCAAUUAUACUCUUCCUUUGGACGGGUAUCAGCAAACUCUCACUCAACAACAUGCGGCUAAAAAGGCUAUCCGUGAGGCUACUACCCCUCGUAGACAACGUCGUUUCAACCGUAAUUCUUCCAACUCUAGCUCUGCUGCAGGUGGAUCAGACUCGUCGUUUUUUCGAUCAGGUCCACCCUCGGAGCAGGGUGGUUUUUUCAUCAACAACAACAGCAACAACUUCAACAACAACAACAAUUUUCGCCCCAAAAACUACAGCAACUACAACAGCAACAACAAGAAGAACACCAACCCUUUUCGUCAGUAA